AUGACAGUUAAGUACAGUUGUAUUUGUUGGGCAUGUUCAGUUGAAAAGAAAUCGUCGUCAUCGUCGAACGAACGUCGUCGAUCCGAAGAACUGCUUGCAAUUUUAUAUCACCACAAGUUCCCGGUCAACUCUACGCCGCAUAUUUUUUUUCAAUUAAUUUUUAAUAAAAUUAGUUUUCAAUUUAACUUGUUCUAUCAGUUGAAUUCACUACCUCGUUUAGAGUGUGUCACAUAGAUUUUUGAACAAGAAAGAGAAGCGCGAAAUACAAGAAUUCUUUGAUCGAUUUCCAAAAAAAAAUUCCCACAGCAACUCUCAAGAAAUUUAAUACAAAACAAAAAAAGCCAGAUAAAAAAACCUUGAGAUUUUGCCAACGCGAUAAAAAGUUUGUAUCUUUCAUCAUUAAUUUUUUACUGUAAACCACACGCAAAACUAAAAACUUAAAUAAACUGAAAUAAGAAGGAGCCAUCAAAGACUUCAUCAAGGAUACAAUCCACUUUCAACAAUGGAUAACGCAUCGGUAGCAACAGCAGCUUCCGAUGAUAGUGUUGCUGGCAUUGCAUCGGCAUAUUCAUCACAGAAAUUAAUGCCAACUGAUAGUAAUAGUAACAGUUCCGAGGAGAAUAUGUUGCAACCAGUUCGAAUUGCAAAUACACGAUCGAGUGUCAGUUGCAUGGAAUGGUUUACAGUUGGUGUAUUGUGUUUUGUUAAUUUAAUCAAUUAUAUGGAUCGAUUUACGAUAGCAGGCGUGCUCACAGACAUACAAUCAGACUUCAAGAUCGGCGACGAUGAUGGCGGUCUCUUGCAAACUGCCUUCGUCCUUUCCUACAUGAUCUGCGCACCAAUCUUUGGAUACCUUGGCGAUAGGUAUUCGCGCAAAUGGAUAAUGGCGAUUGGUGUACUGCUAUGGAGUACAACGACUAUUCUGGGAUCGUUUAUGAAUAAUUUCGGUUGGUUUAUCACGUUUAGGGCGUUGGUGGGGAUUGGUGAAGCAUCCUACAGUACAAUAGCUCCAACAUUGAUAUCUGAUUUGUUUGUGAAUGAAUGGAGAUCCAAAAUGUUGGUGUUGUUUUAUUUUGCAAUUCCAGUUGGAUCUGGUCUGGGUUACAUUGUCGGUGCCGAAACAGCUGCCUUUGCUGGAUCAUGGCGAUGGGCACUUCGUGUAACACCCUUCCUCGGAAUCAUCGCCGUCGUACUAAUAUUCCUCAUCAUCGAUCCAGAACGUGGCGAGAGUGAAGGAUCCAAUCACCUCGAGACCACAACCUACACCGAAGAUGUCAAGGAUCUAGUCAAAAAUCGUUCCUUUAUGCUAUCGACAAUGGGUUUUACAUGUGUCACUUUUGUUGCUGGUGCUUUAGCGUGGUGGGGACCAAAAUACAUUUAUCUAGGACUUCGUAUGCAACCUGGAAAUGAAGGAUUAACCCAAAAAGACGUAUCGUACCAAUUCGGUUUGAUAGCAAUGACAGCUGGAAUAGCUGGUGUACCUUUGGGAUCAUUUUUGUCUCAAUAUUUCCGACGAACUAUUCCAAAUUGUGAUCCUUAUAUAUGUGCCUGUGGUUUAUUGCUAUCAUCGCCAAUGGUUUAUUUGGCACUGAUACUGCCAAGGACUAGCUCAUUUAUGUGCUACUCGUUUGUAUGGCUGGCACAGAUUACUUUAAAUAUAACCUGGUCCAUUGUUGCUGAUAUACUUUUGUACGUUGUGGUGCCAACAAGACGAUCAACGGCAGAAGCCUUCCAAAUUCUCAUUUCACAUGCAUUUGGUGAUGCUGGAAGUCCAUAUCUAGUUGGAGUGUUAUCUGAAGCAAUUAAGAAGCACUUGAGAAAUUCAGCCCAUACAACCAGUGCGUUUGUUAGCAAUGGAUUGGAGAGUUUGUCGCUAUCACUAGAAAAUGCUACAACAACUGAGAUGGCAACGUUAGCAAUAAAUCCUCUUCCUUCAAUUAUUGUUGAUGAGGAUACAAAUCUAACAAAAUUCGAAGCAUUACAAUAUGCUUUGUUUUCAACCAGUUUUGUUGAAGUUAUUGGUGGUAUUUUCUUCCUAUUAACAGCGGCGUUCAUUAUUAAGGACAAAACGAAAGCUAGUCAGGCUGUAAUAGAUAGCCAAAUUGCAGCACAAAGCCAAAUGCCCAUGAAUAUUGAACAGAUGUCAUAAGUUACUGCAAUCCAUCCUAAAAAGAAAAUUAGCUGUAAGAUGCAUGAAAAACACGUGCCUAUGCAUACACAGUAGUCUUACAUUAUAUGCAUCUUAAGAAGUAUAACGUAGGUUAGAAGUUACAAAAAGUGCACUCUCUUACUAAAUCUACUAAAAAAACUCAUUCUGAUUUUGUUUUUUUUUUUGCAAAGAUGUUUUCCUUAGUCACGGUAUAAAUAUGCUUUAUAUCAUUAUAAUAAUUAAGUUACGUGACAGCGUUCUAAUAUUAUAUAAUUUUAGUAUUAAGUAUACAUACACACAUAUUGUAAAUAUGGUUCAUAAUGAAAUCAUUUAAAUGUAAUUUAAAAUAAAAUAUCCACAAACAAGACAAUCUUGUCGAUAUAUUGAAAAGAAACAAUUAUCCAAAGUCUAUGUCCUAUGUCGUCCUGUUUGUGGUAAGAUGAAAAAAAUAAAAUAAAUGAUUGCUCAAUAAAUAAAAAUCAAUUAUUCCAAUUUGCAUAAAUCUUACCUCUGUCUCGUAGGUAACAUGCAAAUAGAUAAUAAAAUAAAGAAA
Molecule: messenger RNA, 2702 nt
Organism: Episyrphus balteatus (marmalade hoverfly)
Lineage: Eukaryota; Metazoa; Arthropoda; Insecta; Diptera; Syrphidae
Gene: spin
Product: protein spinster
Exons: 9
Coding region: 503-2149 (548 amino acids)
Biological process (GO): transmembrane transport
Cellular component (GO): membrane
Molecular function (GO): transmembrane transporter activity
Source: RefSeq, a predicted model, not a curated record